AACUGUAAUUAUGGCAUUAUGCUUUAACACCCCCGCCACAGUAGCCAUGCUUAUCCUUAAUUCCCAAGAAUAUCCCACUCAUCUCUAUUGGUUUUACUUUUACCAUCUCUCUCCUAUAAGAUUCUUGAGUCCUUCCAUUUACAAACCCUUCUUCUCUUCUUCGCCAACCUCCGCUCCGGCCUAAAAACCAUAUGCCAAAAUUUGUCAAAAAUUAGAAAAUUAAGGAAGCGGGGGUGGAAAAUAAAAUAAAAAUCAAACCAUAGCUCUCCUCUCUUUCUCGCCUCUCGCUCUCUCUCGCCCGCUUCCGCCGCUGCCGCCGCGCCGCCGCCGUCUUCCCUAUGUGGCCGCGGGGGCGCAAGGCCUCUGGCGGCGAAGAGCCGGCCGCCCCCCCUCUCGCCUGCCUGGCCCGCUCCUCCUCCUCCUUCCCCACUUUCAGGGGUGUACAUGCCCUCCUCCGCGAGGAGGAGGAUGAGAUCUCUUCCUCCGCCGCUAACAACCCCCGGAGGGCCUCCGUCUUCCACCGCGUCCGGAUCGCCACCGCGGCCCUCCGCGCCUGGCGAUCCAUCCCGGACCCAGGACCCGCUCCCCGCGCCGUCGGCGGCGAGGAAAAGCGGAUCGUGCUCUACUACACCAGCCUCCGCGUGGUCCGCAAGACCUUCGAGGACUGCCGCGCCGUCCGGUCCAUCCUCCGGGGGUUCCGCGUGGCCGUCGACGAGCGGGAUCUGGCGAUGGACUCCGAUUUCCUGGCGGAGCUGAAGGGGCUCCUGGGGCGGCAGGGGGGGCCGCGGCUGGGGCUCCCCCAGGUGUUCAUCGGGGGGCGGUACGUCGGCGGGGCGGACGAGAUCCGGCAGCUGAACGAGUCCGGCGAGCUCAAGAAGCUCAUGGAGGGGGUGGCACCGGCGCCGGCGGGGGCCUGCGAGCGGUGCGGCGGGGUGGCGUUCGUGCUGUGCGGGAGCUGCAGCGGGAGCCGCAAGCGGUACACGGAAAAAGGGGGCGGGGUUUUCCGGAGCUGCCCCGCCUGCAACGAGAACGGGCUCGCCCGGUGCCCCGAUUGCUGCCCUCACGCCCUCUGAUCCAAAUCGGAGGGCUCUUAUUGCGGUUUCAGGUUUCCAUUUCUAAUUUUUGGAGAGAAGAGGAAAGGGGAAGAGGGGAGAGUUUAAUAAGAAAUUAUUAUUUUGUAAUUUACUCAGUUCUUCAUGGUUCUAUAUCCUUUUGGACAAUAGAAGCUGUGGUGUGUAUAAUGGGCAUUAAGUUUGCCAAACAUUAGAGUUUAUUUAAGUUUAUGUUUUAUGAUAUAAAUAGACAAGAACUUCUCAAUUUGGUGCA
Phoenix dactylifera (date palm) is the source of this 1326-nucleotide messenger RNA. RefSeq lists its product as uncharacterized. NCBI's taxonomy places the organism in Eukaryota, Viridiplantae, Streptophyta, Magnoliopsida, Arecales, Arecaceae. The record is from RefSeq and is a predicted model, not a curated record.